This is a messenger RNA of Arabis nemorensis, 2988 nucleotides long. Lineage: Eukaryota; Viridiplantae; Streptophyta; Magnoliopsida; Brassicales; Brassicaceae. The record is from the annotation of a GenBank genome assembly.
AUGGAGAACAAUGCGAUGAAGAGACUUGAAGAGAUCAAAUCUUCCGAUCUUAUCGAGAAUCGGGUUCAACUACUCACACGGCUCGGUCAGUUAGAUGUCGAACAGAAUUCUGAUGUGCCCUCUUUUGUGGAAAGCUUAACAACACUCUGGGAAGACUUCACAUGUCUUGACGUUUCCCAGUGUUUGUUGAACAAGGCAAUUAUGCCUGUGGCUUCAAAAUACCUUGCUUUGGAUCGGCCUGACUGCUCUCAAUACUUUCUUGCUUUUGGUAUUAAGGUAAGCCAAUGGUGUGCAAAACAUUUAAACAUGUCCGUUAUGUCGAUGGAGGAGUCUCAAGAGGAAGAGCAUUCCAACAUUUUCUUUCAGCUUCUUUUGGAUUAUCUUCGCUUUUCUGCCUCAAGCUUUACUGCUAUUGGGAAAACCUGUGUCAUGAGUGAUGACGCCUCAGUUGGUACAGUCCAUAAGUUUGUUUCAGAGCAGCUGAAUUUGACAAAGGAGGUGAUAUUGAAUGCCAAGCUUUUCACCUUUCUUUUGAGACAGAAAGUCGAAUCCUUUUCCGCAGAGAUUUUAAAGGCUGUGCAAGUGGUAAUUGACUCUAUUGUUCGUCUGUGCAUAAAUGAAAUCAAGACGAGCGGAAAUUUAGGAAAGGCAAGGGUGGAGGAAGGCAACACUGUGUGUGAUUUUGUAAGCAUAAUUGCGCUGGGAGUUAAAUCCCUGAGUGAAUUGGGUAUGCUUGCUGCAAGAGAUGGUGGCAAUCUUGUGACCAUUCUUAAUACAUCAUGGAAGGGUGUGAUUACAUUGCUUCAGAUAGACAAGCAGGCAUUGGUAUCUAAGGUAGAUGUGGGAGAAAUCAUCAUAAAGCUAAUAUUACUGAUCAAGGAGUCUCUGAGAUUUGCUGCUGAGGGUUGGUCUGGAUCGGUGAAGGAUAGCAUAUCUGCAACAGAAGCCAGAAGGGUCUUUCUUCCUGUGAAAUUUUAUCUUAUCAAUGCUGUUAAAGUUGUGGCGCUGUUUCCAAGCCAGGCGUCUACAGUGUUCAAGGAAAUAGCACUCUGCAUCUUGAUGAUCUCUGCUUUUAAAGUUUCACUGAGCCAAGAAACCCAUGCCAAAUCAACCAGUGAAGUAAUGACUGAUCUUCUAGAGAAAACAACUGUAGAUCUUCUAAGUGCAUUGUUGAACGCAGAUGAACUACCGCAAGAAUUCAGGCUCACAGUUCUUGAUUCACUGUUCGUGGAUGAUCCAGGUUUCUCAAGCCAUAUUUGUAAGAAACAGAGACAUGAUUCUCAGACAAAAACAUCGUUGGUGGAUAUCUUGUCUUUAUCUCUUGAAUCCGCGACAAGUGCCAAAAUUUUGCUCAUGGGCCGAGUUGUAUUGUUCCAGUCUCUCAUGAGGUAUUCUUCUGAACUUGGCGAAGAUGCAAAGCUUGCAAUCACCAUGAAGCUGCAGUGGCUUCUCGACAUAUUAAUAGAUGAAGAGGUUUACUCUUCAGUCCUUUCCUCUCAGCUACCAAGAGCAGAUGGUUCGGGGAAGACAAUGAUCUGGGAAUCGAUGUUUUCAGCUCUGCUUCUGUCUCUCAAAACCCUUAUGAUUAUACUGUCUUCAACUCCUGCCUGGAAAGAGGUUGAAACAUUCUUACUCCAGAAUCUCUUGCAUCCUCACUUCUUGUGUUGGCAGAUAGUCAUGGAACUGUGGUGCUUCUGGGUUCGUCAUGCCACUGAGAAUUUGAUGGCUGAUAUGAUCGACAAACUUUGUACAUUCAUGAUCUCAAUGUCAUCAUCAGAAACACCGCUUUGUCCUGAUUCAGUUCUCAGAAGAACUACAAAGUCUAUCUGCUUUCUUCUCACUCACAGCCCCAAAUCUUUAACAGCUCGAGUUUACGAAAACAUUUCCAUUGAGAGCAGAUCUGAUACUGCACCAGAUGUAUAUCUAGCCUUGCUGUUAGAUGGAUUUCCACUGAAUUUUCUUCCAGACAGAGUCAAAAACGAUGCGAAGAAGCAGAUCAUUGCAGAUUUCUUCGAUUUCAUCGAGAACUUCAAAGAGAAAACAUCAAAUUCCUCAAAAUACACAGUGCUUGGAGCUCCUGUUUUCGCACUCUCUACUUGUCUUCAGAUACUAAAGACGAGCAUACCAGAGAUUGACUCGAAAACUCUGAACUUUGUCGUCGAUCUCAUACACAAGUACAGAAACUCCAGAGAAGAGACGACAAGAGAUCGUUACAGUGAGAUUCUCAGCGAAACACUAUCAAUCAUCGCAAGAAGCGAGCUGUUAUACACUUGCCAAGAGAUGGAUAAUGUCAUAACAGAGCUUCAAGAGCUUUUCAUUUCAGAAACCGAUCAUCUUCUUCACAAAUCCAAGCCAAACCUUGCUCUCUUCUUAUCAGGACUCAGCAAAUACGAGAUGUCUGAAACCGAAACCUGUCCAAAGAGUCGUGCGGUCUGGGAACUAUACCAUUUGCUUCUCAAGAAACGCCAGUGGGCUUUGGUACACCACGCGGUUACUGCAUUUGGAUACUUCUGCGCACGUACGAGCUGUAAUCAGCUAUGGAGAUUCGUACCUGAAGACGCGGCUCUAGCCUUCGAUAUAGCUUCUGGAAAAGAAGCAAAAACAGAACGGUUCAUGUUGGAACUAAAGAUGUUCUUGGAGAAAGAACAAGCGCUUCUCUCGAUUACAACACCUUCACAAGAAGAACUCGAGUUACUUGUGAAAGAAGGCAAGGAGGUUAAGGCAACAAUAGCGAAUAAGCUUCUAGAAGUAAGAAACCAGAGACCAAUGGAAGUAGAGAAACGACCGAACAAGAGAAGGAAACUUCCGGAAGGAAUAUAUGGAGGAGUGGAGUUAUUGCAGAACGGAAUGAAGAAGUUCAACGAAGGUUUAAGUGAAUUGAGAUCUGAUGAAAAUGAGAGCCAAGACUUUGUAAAGAGUUUAUGGAAUCAGUUUUCGUGUCUUGAAGACUUGGUCUCUCAUUUGGUAAGCCUCGCUGCUUCGGACUAA